Messenger RNA from Mycena indigotica, 1539 nucleotides. RefSeq lists its product as uncharacterized. The transcript is spliced from 4 exons. Lineage: Eukaryota; Fungi; Basidiomycota; Agaricomycetes; Agaricales; Mycenaceae. The record is from RefSeq and is a predicted model, not a curated record. Bases 1 to 1539 code for a protein of 512 amino acids.
AUGGACUCGGAGGCCCCCGCUCUGCAGACCCUGCCCACCGAGAUCCUGCACGCCAUCCUGGACGCGCUCCGCCUCGCAGCCGAGGCGGACGCCGAGACGGUGGCCAGCACGGAGUACGCGGACUUCUCGCGACGCUGUGCGCUCGCGGUCGCCACGGCUUCGCGCGGGCUGAGGCGCGCGGCGGCCCCCUGGACGUUUGCCACGCUGCAUAAUGCGGGGAGCAGCCACGGUGGGUCGUCUGUGCCGCCCACAUCGUUGUGGCGCUUCGUCAGGACGUUCUACGUCCGCGACUACUCUCAUGCCCAGGCGCGCCCGAUCGCGGUCGACAACACGCUGCUUGUGGCGCUGGAGAACAUGCCGGUUUUGACCACGGUCACGCUCUAUCUGCGGCGCGCUGUGCCGCCCGACUUCUUUUAUGCCCUCGGCGCUCUCCCCGCCCUGUCCGCACUGCACAUCUACCAGGCGCAGAUCGACGAUGGGCGGCUGGACCCGUCUCUCAUGAGGUUCGAGGCUCUUCACUCAUUGACACUGCGGAUCCGAGUCGCCGGACUCACAACGGUCACCCGUGCCCCGGAUGUCGACACGAAUACAGAGGCGCACAAUGUCAGCCAGCUUCUGCUCAGCGUAAGCCCCAAUGUUCGCCGUCUCACCGUCUCUGGCGACCUGCUCCCGCGACAAGUGCUCAAAAUUCAAUGGCCCCGCCUGGCCACGCUCAGUGUGACGGAGCACCCGCCCCUCCAGCAUCUUCCGCUCAGCGCUCUUUUGCCGCGGAUGCCCGCCCUCAGCGACCUCUCGCUCCUCUUCACACCCGACGCAUACCAUUCCCUGCCCGCCGGCGUAUUGGACAGCCUCCGCUCCCUGGCCCUCUCCAACACCGCGCUCGACGACCCGCUGCUGCACAGCCUCCCGCGGCGCCUGACAUCGCUCAAGCUCCUCGCGCUCUGGGACGUCCGCGACCCCGAUGCCCCCCCGCUGCGCAUUGUCGCCGGCCCGCCGGCGGGUCUGGGGGCGAUGCGCGAGUUCUGUCCGCCGCAGGAACGGUGGGCGGUGCUGUUCGCCCAGCUCGGCACGCUGCCGGCGCUCGGCACGCUGUACGUCACGAUCGGCGAAUUCGCGCCGAUGGCCGGCUUCGUCGACGCGAUCGCGGCGCUUGCGCCGGCGCUGCACACGCUGGAGAUCCGCUUCCCCGCGCCGGAUAGCGGUGUCGACCGCCUGAUGAUGGUCGACCUCACGCAGGGCGAGACGCUGUUCGCCGCGCUGCGCGCGCUCCCCCUCCGGCACCUGUGCCUCUUCACGGACUACUACUACGCGGGGAUGCACCCCGGCCCGCCCGCGCACUCUGCUUACCGGCUGCUCGCCGCGCUGCCGUAUUUGGAAACAAUUACGUACAAGUUCGGCGGGUGGUACUCGCGGGAGAGCGACACGGUUGAGUUCGUGUGGGGGCGCGGGAUGCUGGCGCGCCAUGCGCAGCCGCCCCCACGGGUCAUACGCUAUGUCGACGAGCAUGCGUUCGCCUCCUCGCCGCCAUACGUGCCGUGA